AUGAGAGUCUCCUCUUUGGCUGCCUUCGCGGCAUCCCCUUGGCCUCAGAGUCUGCUGCACUUAGCGGCUGCCUCUGGCAGCAAUCGAGGUUUGAGGCACAGCAGAAUCCUUGGAGCAGCAACAGCAGCAGCAACAACAACACUCACAACCUCGACCGAAAACGAUGCAGCCUUCGCGGGAGGCGACUGCAAGCCAGUACAGCAAGGAACGCCUGGAAACAAAGACUUUGCAGUCUUCUUCCAGAGACUGUGCGGCUCUCCUUGCUCCCCUUGGCACGACCUUCCACUCCUUGAGAAAGAUCCAACAUUCCAAAAUUCUCCAUUUCAACCCUCUCCCGCCGUUGCAGCGGCAGCUGCUGCUGCUGCUGCUGCUGUAACGUCCAAGGGAAGAGAUGCGGCCUUCGCAGCAUCCUCCCUCCCUUUGGUUCAGUUCGUUGCCGAAAUUUCUUGCGGAUCUGCUCUCAAGAACGAGAUUCGUUUGCAAGAAGCCUUCAAUCCCAUCCGACAAGACCGACAUAAGGAUGGUCAGCCGACAUCUCUAGUAAUCGGUGCGCUCGCGUUGAUUGAUUCUGGCGAGGUCGACUACAAGAUCUUGGUUGUGUCAGCGUCUUCGCCCUUCUUUUCGGCUCUUCACAGUCCCACAGACUUGCAAAUUCUUCGUCCGGGAUUUUUAGACACCGUCAAAGACUGGUUUAGACGGUACAAGGUGGGUGGAGCUCCGGGGGGCCCCUCGAAAGAAAACACUUUCGGGUACGGGGGGGCCCCUCUGGACGCUGCCGCUGCCUGGCGCAUGAUUCAAGAGGCACACGAACGGUACGUUGAGCUUCGCAAGAAUCCUUCUCGCGCCUCACACCUUUGGCUUCCCCCCGACACCACCCCCACCGGGCAAGCGGCCUAG
Cyclospora cayetanensis is the source of this 897-nucleotide messenger RNA. RefSeq names its product soluble inorganic pyrophosphatase 6, chloroplastic. The transcript has 2 exons. Gene Ontology annotation, biological process: phosphate-containing compound metabolic process. Lineage: Eukaryota; Apicomplexa; Conoidasida; Eucoccidiorida; Eimeriidae. Gene Ontology annotation, cellular component: cytoplasm. The record is from RefSeq and is a predicted model, not a curated record. Gene Ontology annotation, molecular function: inorganic diphosphate phosphatase activity; magnesium ion binding. Bases 1 to 897 code for a protein of 298 amino acids.